Maylandia zebra (zebra mbuna) is the source of this 3125-nucleotide messenger RNA. It is a transcript of the gene dnaaf11, whose product is annotated as dynein axonemal assembly factor 11. Gene Ontology annotation, biological process: outer dynein arm assembly. NCBI's taxonomy places the organism in Eukaryota, Metazoa, Chordata, Actinopteri, Cichliformes, Cichlidae. Gene Ontology annotation, molecular function: protein binding. Gene Ontology annotation, cellular component: cytoplasm. The record is from RefSeq and is a predicted model, not a curated record.
UUGUGUCUUUAAAUAUUUUAAAUGUUCCAGUUUUAACAAUAUACAUAUGUCUUUGUACUACGGUUAGAUAUCAACUGAAGUUGAACAUAGUGCUGUAAAUCAUCACAGCCUUACUUUACCCAAGUAAGUAAUUAACAACACGGUUUUUUUUUAGUUACAGUCGAAGAGCCUAGCAAAAUGCCUCUUCAGAUAAUUAAAGUAACCACACUUCAAAGUUAAACAGCAGCACACAUCUGAAAAGAUCUCAGCAUUCCUAUUCGUGAAUAUCCGCGCCUCUGUCGUGACAGUCUUAAAGUCAGCAUAGGGCAAUUUCAAAAAGCACCGUCAACAAUGUAACUUCAUUUAGUCCGUGUGGAGAGGUGCAUUUUACCACAGCACUCGAACGCAGCAGCUGCUGUUUGGUUUCCAUGGCAACGGUUGGCCACAGAUAGGACGAUGGUUUACAUCACAGAGGAUUUGAUCCGCCGGCGCGCCGAGCACAAUGAGUGUGAGAUCUUCUCACUGGAGGAAGUUUCUCUGCAUCAGCAGGACAUCGAGAGGAUCGAACACCUCGACAGGUGGUGCAAGGAGCUGAGGAUCCUCUACCUGCAGAACAACCUCAUCCCCAGGAUCGAAAAUGUUGGCCGACUGAAGAAGCUGGAGUACUUGAAUCUGGCCUUGAACAACAUUGAAGUCAUUGAAAACCUUGAAGGCUGUGAGAGCCUGCAGAAACUGGACCUGACGGUGAACUUCGUGGGCCGCCUGAGCAGCGUGGAGUCCCUGAGACACAACAUCCACCUCCGAGAGCUGUUUCUGGUGGGGAAUCCCUGCACGCAGUUCGAGGGCUACAGGCAGUUUGUGGUGGCUGCACUGCCUCAGCUCAAGAGUCUGGACGGGACAGAAAUCAGCCGGUCAGAACGGAUCCGAGCCUCGCAGGGUCUGGAGGAGGCGAGGAGGUGCGUCGCUGAGCAGGAGCAGGAAUACCUGAGGAGGAGAGCUGAGGAGAAAGAGGAGGCGAGGAGGAAGGAAGCAGGAGUUGAGGAGGAAAAGAAGGAGAGGAAACCAGGCUUUGACGGCCGCUGGUACACCGACAUCAACAACACAGCCAGUCCAGAGUCAGAGAAGAAUAAGGAGAACCAGGAGUUGAACGAGAACCCAAAGAACCCGGAGGAGGAUGAGGAGCAAAGGGAGCACGAGUUCUGGCACACACCGUGCAGCUUCACCCCCGAAUCUCGUCUGGAGGCUCACCGGCACCUGGAGGAGAAGAGGCGGGCCAAGGAGAAGGGGAAAGAGAAGAAGCCGAAGGCCCCGAGGACGCUGAUCACUGCUGACGGACGAGUCUUGAAUAUCAAUGAGCCCAAGCUGGAUUUCUGUCUAACAGAAGAUGAAGAAAACAACACGAUUAUCUUGGACCUGGAAGUUUACAGACACAUGGACACCUCUUUGAUCGAUGUGGACGUUCAGCCGUCGUACGCCAGAGUCAGCAUCAAGGGAAAGAUAUUUCAGGUGGUUCUGCCGGCCGAAGUGAAGCCCGACAGCUCGACGGCUCAGAGGUCCCAAACCACCGGACACCUCCUCCUGACAAUGCCCAGGGCUGAAGGUGAAAUCAAAGUGACGAAGACCGUCCCACGUCCACCCAGAGUGCGUCAGAACAGACGCAGCGGCGGCUUAUCGGAGGAUGAUCAAAGGAAAAAUAACGUUCCCGAGAGGCUCGAAGUCGACCCGAGCAAGCGCACAGCCGUCGACCUCGCCAACAUCGUGCCAUGCCAGAUCGCCAAAGAAGGGCCAAUGGAAACAUCCAGACCGGAUCCACCAGCCGCCGAGGAUCACUUUUCUGAAGGGUUCGUGGACGACCCUGAUGUCCCCCCACUCAUAUAAGAGUACAAGGAUGAGCUUAUAUAACACUCAGACUGUAUGAUUGGAACAAAGAGACGGUAUAUUUCCUUUAAACGGACCUUUAGAUUUCCUCUUACCUGCAGAUGUGUGCAAAUGAACCACUGCAGAUUUCCUGAUGUGUAUGGUUCAGUCUGCAAACCUGAUGUCUCAGCAUUUAAUAAAUGUCCUUACCACCAGCCUUAAACACAUAUUAAUGAGACACCUGGACAUGAAUUCAACUGGACAGUUUUAUUGUUGGUACACAAAAAGUAAAUGUAAUUAAAGCUGUGAAGAGGCAGCUUCCACUCAAACACAUUUUCUGCCCUUUUUAAAGCAGCUGUAAAGACGACAUGGCCGAUCGGGGGAAGACUCUCUGCUCGUUACUGCAGCAGGGCGAGGCCGAGAGCUGAAACGCUGGCACAGCUUUACUGAAGCAACGCAACAUCACACUUCCUCACUAUAAACAUCGUUGUCUAAUUCUGUGUCUCCUUUGAAAUGAUGCAUUUGUUAAAAGCCAGCCCUGUUAGGAGGGAUGAACAGAGAGACGCUGCUGCUGGUCUCCCUCAAACCCUCGUGUAGAUUUCAGCCUGAAAAUCAAUCGUCUGAGUUCUGCCUGUGGCCUGGUUGCCGUCUUGGCUGCCGUUGUGCGUUGCCCUGCUGUGUUUUCUCUUUUUUUGUGAUGCUCCUCCUCAAAACUCAGAAGCUCGCUCACUCUCUGCGCCCGGCUUUGAUCAGAGAGCCUCUGCUUUGUGCCCGGAGGACGCCGGUCCAAGCAUAUUCUGAAGCUUGUUCAUCUCUCCUUGAAGUCUCCUGGGUCUCUGCUUUCCUCUGAGUUGUCACCCCAAAAAGCUCGGAGGUAACGACUCCUCCUCCUCCUGGCUCUGAGCGCCGUUACAGCCGCAGCGCCUUGAGAACUCAUUUUGGCGUUGGACCAUUUUUCCUCCCGACAGCCUCGCUCGUCUUUUAUCAUCCAGCCUUCUAUAUUUGGACCCCGUGGCUCGAGCCAUCUGGGAGAUUUGGAUGUUUGUGGUGCGGCUGCAGGAGGAAAAGCCUCUGUGAUGCCAUCUUCGAUUUGAGUUUUUAAUAUAAGGACUUAUUGUUGUUCAAACACAUGUAAACUGCAGCGAGCAGGCGCCUUUAAUGAGCCUCCUGGACCACAGUCACCACACUUAAUCAUAGGUUUUGCUUUUAUUUCAGUUCAAACUGAAAGGUUUUUAUGUUUAGGUAACGAUAUAAUGGAUUUCUUAUUAAAACAAGUAACUAAACAGCCA